This is a messenger RNA of Coniophora puteana RWD-64-598 SS2, 1994 nucleotides long. Its product is annotated as tripeptidyl peptidase A. NCBI's taxonomy places the organism in Eukaryota, Fungi, Basidiomycota, Agaricomycetes, Boletales, Coniophoraceae. Bases 15 to 1832 code for a protein of 605 amino acids. Gene Ontology annotation, biological process: proteolysis. Gene Ontology annotation, molecular function: serine-type endopeptidase activity; tripeptidyl-peptidase activity. The transcript is spliced from 10 exons. The record is from RefSeq and is a predicted model, not a curated record.
CUUUCGCCCUCAUCAUGAGGCCCUCCUCGCUCUUUACCAUCGUUCUCGCAGCCGUCCUUGUGAGCGCUGACCGGCUCACGUUCCGUGGAUGUCAAGACAAGGUCAAGGAGAGCCUCGUUUCGCCCCCGCGUGGAUGGGUCCAGCACGCCCCGGCUCCACAGGACCAAAUCAUCCGCCUCAAGAUUGCGCUCGCCCAACCCAGCUUUGGCGAGCUCGAGGAACACCUACUCGCCUCGAGCGACCCGGCUCACGAGCGCUAUGGCAUGCACUUGUCAAAGGAGGACGCUCACACGCUUAUGGCGCCCAGCCAGGAUAGCAUCGACAUCGUCAGCGAGUGGCUUUCAGAACAUGGGAUUGGGGAAGAGUAUCUCCAUCGGUCGGCUGCGAAGGACUGGAUAACCAUACAUGUGCCUGUGAGCUUGGCGGAGGACAUGUUUAACACGCAAUUCCAUGUCUACAAACAUGUCGAGUCUGGCGACACCUUCAUCCGCACGACCCAGUAUAGCCUUCCCUCCGUCUUGCACGAUCAUGUCGACCUCGUCCAACCCACGACAAUGUACGCGCGUUUCAAGCCUAUGAGCAACACGCUCCACUUCAUGGGAGGAAUCACCCAGGAAUUUGAGUUCUCCGCGGUCACUGGCAGCAUCACCGGGCCCGCAGGCAACGCGAUAAACGCAACGUGCAACUACGAGAUUACACUCGACUGUCUCCGCGAGCUGUACAACGUGGGUAGCUACACCCCGUCGGGUACAAGCGGGAACAAGCUCGGUAUCACGGGGUACUUGGACGAGUACGCAAACUUUGAAGACUUCCAAAACUUCAUGAAACUUGAAAACCCUGCCGCAGUUGGAUCGAACUUCUCGGUCAUUGCUAUCAAUGGGGGACAGAAUAACCAGACGCUUUCCGCAGCUGGUCUCGAAGCCAACCUGGACGUCCAGUUCGCGUUCGGCAUGACACACCCUACACCAGGCACUUUCUACACCACCGGCGGAGCACCUCCUUACACCCCAGAUAAGAUGGAACCGACCAACACCAAUGAGCCUUACCUUGACUGGCUCGACUACAUCAUGAACCAGACAGACAUUCCUCAGACGAUCUCUACUAGCUACGGUGAUAACGAGCAGACCGUACCUCCAAGCUACGCGGACCGCGUGUGCAAAGGUUUCGCUGCUCUUGGUUCCCGCGGCAUCUCGAUUCUUUUCUCCUCUGGCGACGGCGGUGUCGGAGACAACGACGAGGACCCCUCGACUACAAACUGCACUGCCAACAACGGCACCGAUGCCACCACUUUCCUUCCUAGUUUCCCUGCUAGCUGUCCUUACGUCACCUCUGUCGGCGCAACCGUGAACGUCCCAGAGGUUGCUGCCAACUUCUCGGGAGGCGGGUUCAGCAAUUACUUUGCUCGCCCUUCAUACCAGGAUUCGGUCGUGAAGGGAUACCUAUCCUCCAUCGGCUCCGAAUAUGCAGGGCUGUAUAACUCAACCGGCCGAGCCUACCCCGACGUUUCCGCCCAAGGCGUCAACUACGUUAUCAUGUACAGAGGCGCGCCGACCAACGUCUCCGGCACGUCCUGCUCGUCGCCCGCGUUUGCGAGCCUUGUGUCGAUGCUCAACGACGCGCGCCUCCAGGCCAACAUGUCCACGCUCGGGUUCCUCAACCCGCUCCUGUACUCCCGGGGUGUCGCUGCGCUCAAUGAUAUCACCGAAGGGAGCAAUCCUGGGUGCGGGACGAAGGGGUUCAAGGCGACGAAGGGAUGGGACCCCGUCACGGGCCUCGGUACGCCGAACUUUGGCAAGCUGAAGGAUCUUGUGCUGGGGAACUCGACGCAAUGACUGCCCAGCGGGGCUCGUGCUCGCGAGCCCUACCUUUACCGGGUGAUAUACACCGGCUUGGCGGGUGUUGGUGUUCCUUUGUUGUUUCUCGGACUCGUGUUUUGAGUAAAUGUAUAUACGUUAUUUACCGAUAAUUCGACGGACAAUUGGUUUUACUUCGGG